AAAGGAGCGUAGAGUUCGUCGUGACUUCUCAGCUUCUGUCUUCUUCAGAGAGAGCUUGUCCGUUUUGUUUCUCGAUUUUCAGAGAGACGCGGGCAAUUUCCGAGGAACGAAUACGAUGCCAAGGUUGUAGAUAUACACACGAAAAACACACACACAAUUUAAAGAGGCAGGCAGCGACGACAAAGAACCAACCCAUUUCGGAGCUGUGUUUUCCUUGUCUCUUGUUGCGUUUUAUUGUCUUUGUCUCCUCUCUCUGAAGUGAAAGAAAGCGCUCGCUUUCUCGUACCUUUGUGUCAAAAUCCUCUUUUUUUCUCUCGCUGCACCUCCUCCGUCCAAGGUUCGCCGCAACUUCUCGGUUUCGUCUCUCUGUGUCUCUUUUUAUUCCAUCGCGCUCCAUUUCUCCCCUUUCUGCUUCUUUCUUGUGCGUCGGAUUCCUUCUCCUCCAUCGGCAGAACUCCUGCCUUCCUCGGACUUCUCUUCGUCGCUGCACCGCCAGUGCUGCGAGCUUCGCCAAGGGUGUACCGUGUCUUCCUCCUCCUCUGUUUUCACCCCUUUUUUCCGUCCGUUUCCCCUGCUUUUCCCCCCGUUUCCUGUCUUUUUUCCUUUUUCUUUUCGCCAGCAUGUACCGCAAUCUGUACGACACGGACUGCAUCACUUGGAGCCCUCAGGGGCGGAUUUUCCAAGUGGAAUAUGCGAUGGAAGCGGUGAAGCAAGGCACCUGCUGCGUUGGACUGCGCUCCAAUACACAUGUGGUCCUUUGCUCGCUCAAGCGCGCGGUCUCGAAGUUCGCGGGCCAUCACCAAAAACUCUUCAAAAUCGACGAUCACGUCGGCGUCGCCAUGUCGGGCAUCACAGCAGAUGCGAAGGUGAUCAGUAACUUCAUGCGCAACGAGUGCUUCCACCACAAAUACGUCUACGAUGCUCCGAUCCCCGUGGGCCGUCUCGUCCUCAUGGUGGCAGACAAGUCGCAAGCGAACACGCAGAGAAGUGGAAAGCGCCCAUUCGGAGUCGGCCUCCUCGCUGCCGGUUACGACGACGCUGGUCCGCACCUCUUUGAAACUUGCCCCUCUGGAAACUACUUCGAGUCCUAUGCAAUGGCCUUCGGUGCACGGUCGCAGUCUUCGAAAACCUACUUGGAGCGAAACUUUGAAAACUUCCCUGGUCUCUCUCCCGAGGAACUCGAACUGCAUGCAAUGAAGGCUCUCCAGGCCUCCCUCGCUGCCGACGCUGAGCUGACAGCAGACACGGUCUCCAUGGCCAUCGUGGGCAAGAAUCAACCGUGGAAGGAACUGUCUACCGAUGAAGUCCAGAGUCUCCUGGACAAGCUGAAUGCGGAGUCCGCUGGUGAAGACGUCCAGAUGUGAGGCUGUGGAGAAGGAGAACGCGUGGGCUAGUGGACUGAAGGAGACUCCAAAAUCGAGAAAGCUGAAGACCAAUCCGUUUGAAAAAAUCUCUCAUUGCAGCAGGGUCCUUUGCGUCGCCCGUCCUUCCGAAUCGAAAGUCGUGAAGCGAGUCUCUCACCGUUCGUGGGUGGCGUCUUUUGGUUUCUGUUUUGGACGUUUCGCGUGAUGAGAAUGAAGGCCGACAUCUGUUUCCAGAGUCUCAGGCUGGCGUAUCAGAACACAAGUGCAGUGUUGCACCUUAAAAGAAUACGCGCGCUGAACUGGGGCGCGGGUG
Messenger RNA from Toxoplasma gondii ME49, 1677 nucleotides. Its product is annotated as proteasome subunit alpha type 1, putative. Gene Ontology annotation, biological process: ubiquitin-dependent protein catabolic process. The coding region runs from base 621 to 1364 and encodes 247 amino acids. The transcript is spliced from 9 exons. Gene Ontology annotation, cellular component: proteasome core complex; proteasome core complex, alpha-subunit complex. The record is from RefSeq and is a predicted model, not a curated record. Lineage: Eukaryota; Apicomplexa; Conoidasida; Eucoccidiorida; Sarcocystidae.